AUGCAGUGCGUCAGGCCUGCCGUGGCCGCCUGCGGCCUCCCUCGUGGCCCGCUCGCUGGCAGGCCCUCGAGGACCGCUGCGCCUCCUGCGCGGCGCAUCUCCGUGAAGCAACAUGCGGCGUCCCCGCCCGUCGAUGCGGCGCAAGACAAGCUCUCCAACGGCGGCGGGCCGACGCAGACGCCCGCGGCCCCCGCCGCGCCCCCCGCCGCGCACCCGGUCGCGGACUGCGUCAUCGGCCCCGCGGUGUACGCCCUGUGCGUCUCGCUGGGCGAGGCCAAGUCCACGCUGCCGCUCUCGAAGAUGAUCCCCCUCGGCAUCGCCGCGGGCAUCUACGUCGGCUUCGGCGCCAUGCUGGCCAUGUCGGUCGGCGGCAACAUGCCCGGCGCGGUGGCGUCCAACCCCGGGCUGCAGAAGUUCCUGUUUGGCGCCUACGGCUUCCCGACGGCGAUCCUGAUGGUGUGCGUGAUGGGCGCGGAGCUCUUCACGGGGAACGCCGCGUUCUGCACGAUGGCGCUGCGCGAGGGCCGCGCGAAGCUCGGCGGCGUGGUCAAGAACCUGUCGGUGGUGUGGCUGGCGAACUUCGUGGGCGCCGCGGCGCUGGCGGCGACGUUCUGGGCCGCGGGGCAGCCGGCCGGCGCGACGCCGGGGAACCUCGCGGUCGCGAAGUGCUCGCUGCCGCUGACGCAGGCCUUCGUCCGCGCGGUGCUGUGCAACUUCUUGGUCUGCAUCGCCGUCAUCCAAGGCAACGCCGCCAGGUCGCUGGCGUCGAAGUUCGUCGGGAUCCUGCUGCCGCUGUCGUGCUUCGCCUCGCUCGGGCUGGAGCACUCGGUCGCCAACAUGUUCAUCAUCACGCUCGGGAUGCUGGGCGGCGCGGACGUGACUUUUGCGCAGAUGAUGACGACCAACAUCAUCCCGGUGACCAUCGGGAACUUCGUGGGCGCCGCCGUCGUGCUCGGGGGCAUCUACGGGGCCGCGUACGGCAAGAAGGCCGCGCCUGCGAGCUGA
Messenger RNA from Pedinophyceae sp. YPF-701, 1005 nucleotides. The record is from the annotation of a GenBank genome assembly. NCBI's taxonomy places the organism in Eukaryota, Viridiplantae, Chlorophyta, Pedinophyceae.